Perca fluviatilis (European perch) is the source of this 6405-nucleotide messenger RNA. RefSeq names its product slit homolog 1a (Drosophila) (gene slit1a). Gene Ontology annotation, biological process: axon guidance; negative chemotaxis. The record is from RefSeq and is a predicted model, not a curated record. Gene Ontology annotation, molecular function: heparin binding; Roundabout binding; calcium ion binding. The coding region runs from base 457 to 5106 and encodes 1549 amino acids. Lineage: Eukaryota; Metazoa; Chordata; Actinopteri; Perciformes; Percidae. The transcript has 37 exons.
GUUUUUUUUUCUCUUUCUGCUCUUUCCCUAUUCCCUCUCUUCAGACGAGCAGAGCAGAGCGGGACUGAGUGAGAGGAGGACAGAGACGCAAACGUGUACAGACCAGAGCACAGCAACUCCACAAAGACAAGAGAGAAGAGUUUGCAAGGAGAAAAUAAGAUAAAGAAAACAGCUUUUUUUCCAUCAGCAAACUGUGGUGGAUAUCAUACCUACAUCAAAAGAAAUCUAGAAGAACAAAAAGGAUUUGCUUUGCUUCACAGCUGAGAGGAAAAUAUUAGCAUUUCUUUCAAUUUAGUUUUCUAUUUUUAUUCACCACAAAUAAUAUAAUAAAUUAUAUAAUUAUUCUAGAGGACUUGCAAGGUGUAGCAGGACUCCUUUUUGCAGAGAAGGAGAGAAAGGUGGACAGAAAGAAGUAAGAGGUUUGUUGAAGAACAGCUUGCUGCAGUGGUGGUGAAUAUGCCCGUCAGAGGUAGCUGUCUUGGGGCAGGCAUGGGCAGGCUGGCCGGACAGCCACUCUGGAUGUGGGUGGUGAUGCUCUCUGCUCUGCUCAUGGGCAAUGCCAGUGCCUGCCCAGCCCUGUGUACCUGCAGUGGCACCACAGUUGACUGCCAUGGACUGGGACUCAAAACCAUGCCAAGGAAUAUUCCCCGCAACACUGAAAGACUGGAGCUGAAUGGGAAUAACCUCACACGCAUCACCAAGAGUGACUUCGCUGGACUCAAGUACAUUCGAGUUCUGCAGCUGAUGGAGAAUCAGAUUGCUGUGAUUGAGCGUGGGGCUUUUGACGACAUGAAGGAGCUGGAGAGACUGCGGCUGAACCGUAAUCAACUGCAGCAGCUUCCUGAGUUACUGUUUCAGAAGAACCCUGCCCUGUCUCGACUAGAUCUGAGUGAGAACUUCAUCCAGUCCAUCCCCAGAAAAGCAUUUAGAGGAGCUACAGACAUCAAAAACCUCCAGCUAGAUAAAAACCACAUCAGCUGCAUUGAGGAUGGAGCCUUCAGAGCUCUCAGAGGCUUGGAAGUGCUAACGCUGAACAACAACAACAUCAGCAGCAUCCCCGUCUCCAGCUUCAACCACAUGCCCAAGCUACGAACCUUCCGUCUCCACUCCAACAAUCUGAACUGUGACUGUCACCUGGCAUGGUUGGCCCAGUGGCUCAGACAAAGGCCUACAAUUGGUCUAUUCACCCAGUGCACUGCCCCUUCUGAGCUCAGAGGACUAAAUGUGGCAGAGGUACAGAAACACGAAUUCAGCUGCUCAGGUCACCAGGACUCUUCCAGCCCUCAGCCGUGCAGCAUCGGCGGAGGCUCUUGCCCCGCCAUGUGUACCUGCAGUAACAACAUCGUGGAUUGUAGAGGGAAAGGUCUCACCGCCAUCCCAGCCAACCUGCCUGACACCAUGGCUGAGAUACGUCUGGAGCAGAAUGGGAUUAAGUCUGUUCCUCCUGGAGCCUUCUCUCCCUACAAGAAACUGCGUAGGAUAGACCUUAGCAACAACCAGAUCUCAGAGAUAGCUCCUGAUGCCUUCCAGGGCCUGCGCUCCCUCAACUCCCUCGUGCUGUAUGGAAAUAAGAUCACCGACCUGCCCAAGGGGGUGUUUGACGGCCUCUACGCCCUGCAACUGUUGUUGCUGAAUGCCAAUAAGAUUCACUGCGUUCGUGCCAACGCCUUUCAGGACCUGCAGAAUCUCUCGCUGCUAUCGCUCUACGACAACAAGAUCCAAACCCUUGCCAAGGGCACCUUCACUUCACUACGAGCUAUACAGACCCUUCACCUGGCCCAGAACCCUUUUAUUUGUGAUUGUAAUCUGAAGUGGCUGGCAGACUACCUGCGCUCCAACCCCAUCGAGACCAGCGGCGCCCGCUGUGCCAGCCCUCGCCGACUCGCAAACAAACGUAUUGGACAGAUCAAGAGCAAGAAGUUCCGCUGCUCCGCCAAAGAGCAGUACUUCAUCCCAGGCACAGAGGACACCCGUCUGAAUAAUGCCUGUAACAGUGAUCCAGUUUGUCCUCCCAAGUGCCGCUGUGAGUCAAACGUAGUGGACUGCUCCAACCUAAAGCUCACCAAGAUCCCUGAGCAUAUCCCUUCAUCCACCUAUGAACUCCGCCUUAACAACAAUGAGAUCACCGCUCUGGAGGCAACUGGAGUGUUUAAAAACCUUUCCCAGCUGAAGAAAAUUAACCUCAGCAACAACAAGAUCACAGAGAUUGAAGAUGGGUCAUUUGAAGGUGCAUCAUCCGUCAAUGAGCUUCACCUCACAGCCAAUCAGAUUGACUCGGUCCGAAGUGGCAUGUUCCGUGGCCUUGAGGGACUGCGCAUGCUGAUGCUGAGGAACAAUAAGAUUAGCUGCGUCCACAAUGACAGUUUUACAGGGCUGCACAAUGUCCGCCUGCUGUCUCUGUAUGACAACCAGCUGACCACAAUCACUCCUGGAGCCUUCGACACUCUGCAGACUCUCUCCACCCUUAACCUUUUGGCCAACUCCUUCAACUGUGACUGCCGGUUGGCCUGGCUCGGCGAUUGGCUGAGGAGUAGGAAGAUUGUGACCGGUAAUCCUCGCUGCCAGCGUCCUGCCUUUCUGAAGGAGAUCCCUCUGCAGGAUGUGGCUCUGCCUGACUUCCGCUGUGAGGAGGGCCAAGAAGAGGUGUCAAGCUGUGUGCCCAGACCCCAGUGUCCCAGUGAAUGUACUUGCCUGGAGACUGUGGUGCGCUGCAGUAACAAGCACCUCCACACGCUGCCCAAAGGCAUUCCCAGAAACGUGACUGAACUGUACCUGGAUGGAAACCAGUUCAGUGUUGUACCAAAGGAACUGUCUACCUUCAAAUACCUACAGCUGGUAGACCUGAGCAACAACAAGAUCAACUCCCUGACCAACUCAUCCUUCGCUAACAUGAGCCAACUUACCACUCUAAUCCUGAGCUACAACUCCCUGCGUUGUAUCCCCAAAAUGGCCUUCAGUGGACUUCACUCUCUCAGACUGCUGUCCCUCCAUGGCAAUGAAAUCUCAGAGCUUCCUGAUGGCAUCUUCAACGAUGUGGCCUCACUUUCCCACUUGGCAAUUGGUGCCAACCCCUUGCACUGUGACUGUCACAUGCGCUGGCUAUCUGACUGGGUGAAGACUAGCUACAAAGAGCCUGGCAUCGCUCGUUGUGCUGGACCGCAGGGCAUGGAGGGCAAACUGCUUCUCACCACACCUGCUAAGAAGUUUGAAUGUACAGGUGAUGUGGACACUACAGUGCUGGCCAAGUGUAACCCCUGUCUGUCCAGUCCCUGUCUGAACCAAGGCAUCUGUCACAGCGACAUGGUGGAGAUCUACAGGUGUAGCUGCCCUCCAGGAUUUAAGGGCAAGAACUGUGAGACUGCUCUGAAUGCUUGUGUGAGUAACCCAUGUGCCAAUGGAGGAACCUGCCAAGUGAAUGAGGAUGAGGAGGGAGAAUACAGUUGCACAUGUCCACUGGGCUUUGAGGGCCCCACUUGCCAAACUAACAUUGAAGACUGCGAGGACAACAACUGUGAGAACGGAGCAACCUGCCUCGAUGGUGUCAACAACUACACUUGUUUUUGUCCCCCCUACUACACAGGGGAGAUGUGCGAAGAAAUGGAGGAUGUGUGCGCCCCAGGACGGAGCCCCUGCCAAUAUCAGUCUACCUGCCUCAUCACCUCCGCUGGACCAAAGUGUGUGUGCUCUCCUGGUUAUGUUGGUGAUGACUGCAGUUUAGACUAUAAUGACUGUGAGGAGCAUCGUUGUCAGAAUGGAGCUCAGUGUGUGGAUGAGCUAAAUGGAUACUCUUGCGUCUGUCCUGAAGGAUACAAUGGUCAGUUGUGUGAGGUUCCCCCAUCUGCACUAUCCCUGUGCGAGCUGGCCGACUGCCAGAACAACGCCCCAUGUGUGGAGCGAGGCGGGCGUGCUCUCUGCCAGUGUCCUCCAGAGUUUGGGGGGCCACGGUGCGAGAAGCUGGUCAGCGUCAACUUCAUUGACAGAGACUCCUACCUGCUGCUCUCUGACCUCAAGAACUGGCCACAAGCUAACAUCACCUUACAGGUGUCAACAGCUGAGGAUAAUGGUAUCCUGCUGUACAAUGGAGACAAUGAUCAUAUUGCAGUGGAGCUCUACCAAGGUCAUGUCAAGGUCAGCUAUGACCCCGGCAGCCAACCAGGACAUGCCAUCUACAGUACUGAGACUAUCAACGAUGGCCAGUUCCACACAGUGGAGCUAGUGACCUUUGACCAGAUGGUGAACCUGUCCAUUGACGGGGGCCUCCCUACCACAAUGGACAGCUUUGGGGCGGUGCGGCCCCUCAACGGGGAGGCUCCACUAUACGUGGGGGGUAGGGGCCCUCUCCAGAACACACCUCCCUCCUCUGCAGGCAUGCCAGUGGGUGUACACUCAGGUGCUUUCCGUCUCUGGCAGCUCCAGAACGGUUCCAGUUUCCAUGGCUGUAUCCAGAACCUGUACAUCAACAAUGAGCUCCAGGACUUCACCAAGACCCAGAUGAAGCCUGGCGUGGUACCGGGCUGCGAGCCCUGCAAGAAGAUCUACUGUGUUCAUGGCAUCUGCCAGCCUGAUGGGGUCCAGGGACCAGUGUGCCACUGCCAGCCAGGCUGGAGCGGGCCGCAAUGUGACCAGCCUGCUACCAACCCCUGCCAGGGCAGCAAGUGUGUCCAUGGAAAGUGCAUCCCGCUGGACACUCAGUCGUAUCGCUGCGAGUGUGCGGAGGGUUACCGUGGUGCCCUGUGUAACCAACAUGGGGAGCUGUUCAACCCCUGCCGUCGCCUGUCCUGCAAACACGGCCGCUGCCAGAUCUCAGACACAGGAGAUGCCUACUGUCACUGUGAAAGUGGCUACACUGGGGAACUUUGUGACGCAGAGUCUGAAUGCAGAGGGGAACCUGUGCGAGACUUCUACCAGGUACAGCGAGGCUACGCCAUCUGCCAGACGACACGCAUGGUCUCUUGGGUGGAGUGCACCGGGGCUUGCGACACGGGGGCUUGCUGCGCCAGCCAGCGAAUGAAACGCCGGAAAUACACCUUUGAAUGCAGUGAUGGAACCUCCUUCAGCGAGGAAGUGGAAAAGACCAUCAAGUGCGGCUGCAUGGGCUGCAUGUAGCACCAUUCACUCACAUUUCCUGCUGCUGCCGCCAAGCAGAAGAUAGAAAGAAAGGAAGGAAGGAAGAGAGAGGACUGGAGGAAAGCAAGGGAAAGAAAGAAAGAGAGAGAGUAUAAAGAAUAUAUAUAAAACCUCUAUCUAAAUAUUAUGGACAACAAUGUUUGUAAAAUAGGACAUUUCCUCCCCUUUCAAGGGUGUGUGACCUACAGUAACACAGAGAAACCAACAUCAUAAGCAACAAUGUAGAAGUGACAACAACGGCAACAGAACCAUUGUAUCUGCAACAUUGUUUCAAGGGGUCCAGAGAUUUCAAAGGUGUUGCAUUCAGAGUGAGGCAUCCCUCCAACCCAAAUAACCCAGUGUGAAUUCCCCAUCCAUCUGUAAGGCCUCUGACAGCCUAGCCACCAUCUACCAUCUUUACUUCGUGGAGGCAGUGAGGACAGUGGGGUCCAGCCUGGCUAUGAAUGGCAGAAGAAAGGCAGAUAAAGACAAAAAGAGAGAAACAGAGGGAUGAGAAGAGAGCUGGACCUUUUGACUUGGCAAAGCUAUCUUGAGUUGAGCUUGGCUGGGUUACCUGGACUGGGCUGGAUAUGGUUUGGGUUAAAGUUGUUGUUGUUUGGUGUAGCAAUUUCUCUGCCAGGAUCCAGUCAUCUAUCCACACAUGCACAUGUAGAAGUGAACAAAGAAAGGUUAGAGUGGCACAUAAUCCAGUGCGGAUGUCGAGGCUUCGAGGCCAGGUGGUCUGGCGUCACAGUUGUUUGCUGUGAGGUACCGUAAUGUAGAAAGUCCAUACAAAUAGAGACUGCACUGAGUAGCAGCACUGAAAACGACAGUCGUACACCUCUUUGCAGUACAUGAUCACACACGCAUGGCAUACAUACAUUUACACAGUCUUAACACUUGUAAAAGUGAGAGAGCUUGUGUGGCGCAACUAUCUAUUCUGUUCAUACAGCAAACCAAUCUGAUGCUGGAAGUGCCCAGUGAUUAUCAGUCCCCCAGCAUGCAUUGCCUCAGGGUCAGGAUGAUUUGCAUAAUCCCACCCCCUUUGAGCAGGAGGCUCUUUAGCCCUGCUCCUCUUGAUGCCUGCAGUAUUAAACUAGUGCAAACUGUUGCAUGUGUGGAGAAGAGUUUGCCAACAAAUAUGUAGAGCUUCUUAAUAUCAUUAUAAAUGUUAUUACAAAACAAAAGGUUGCAGAAUCAUCUUCUGAUUUUUGUUUUGUUGUGUCUAAUUUCCCAUAUUGAUUUGUUUUUAUUUUUGUUACAUUUCGUCUCAUGAGGUGACCUAACUCCUUUAGCCCC